This is a messenger RNA of Musa acuminata AAA Group (dessert banana), 1213 nucleotides long. Its product is annotated as thioredoxin-like protein CDSP32, chloroplastic. NCBI's taxonomy places the organism in Eukaryota, Viridiplantae, Streptophyta, Magnoliopsida, Zingiberales, Musaceae. The record is from RefSeq and is a predicted model, not a curated record. Gene Ontology annotation, molecular function: oxidoreductase activity, acting on a sulfur group of donors, disulfide as acceptor. The transcript has a single exon. Bases 75 to 1001 code for a protein of 308 amino acids.
UUUCUUCCCCCAUCCACCUUGAUAGCGCACUCAUCCCUCACCCACCACACCUCAUUCCGAUCCCAUCAUCUACCAUGGCCGCCAUGGCCACCUUCCUCUUUGGGUCUCCUCCAACUUCCUCUUCUUCUGUCUCUUCCUGCCUCUCCAGACUAGGCCAGCCCGCGCCCCUUUCUUCUCACUCCCCACUCUCCCACUUCUUCUCCACCAGGAUAAGACACCGUCCGUCAUCCCUCGGCAAGCCGGCGUCGUUCUGCCCUCGCGCCUCGGCGGCGGCGAGCGGCACCAAGAGCCGGUCCACAGCCAGCGACGAGCGGGUGCAGAAGGUGCACAACGUCGACGAGUUCGAGGCGGCCCUCCGCGCCGCCAAGAACAAGCUGGUGGUGGUGGAGUACGCGGCGAGCCACAGCCCCAACAGCCGCCGGAUCUACCCCUUCAUGGUGGAGCUGAGCUGGACGUGCAGCGACGUGGAGUUCCUGCUGGUGAUGGGCGACGAGUCGGAGCAGACACGGGAGCUGUGCCGGCGGGAGGGCAUUGACCGGGUGCCCCACUUCACCUUCUACAAGGGCAUGGAGAAGGUGCACGAGGAGGAGGGCAUCGGGCCGGACCAGCUGGUGGGCGACGUGCUGUACUAUGGCGACAACCACUCGGCGGUGGUGCAGCUGCACUCCCGGGCCGACGUGGAGUCGCUCAUCGACCAGCACCGCGGAGCCGACGGCAAGCUGGUGGUGCUGGACGUGGGGCUCAAGCAUUGCGGCCCCUGCGUGAAGGUGUACCCCACCGUCAUCAAGCUGUCGCGCUCCAUGGCGGACGCCGUGGUGUUCGCGAGGAUGAACGGCGACGAGAACGACAGCUGCAUGGAGUAUCUCAAGGACAUGGACGUGGUGGAGGUGCCCACCUUCCUGUUCAUAAAGGACGGCCAGAUCUGUGGAAGGUACGUCGGCUCGGGGAAGGGGGAGCUCAUCGGCGAGAUCCUUCGAUACCAAGGCGUAAGGGUUACCUAAAUCCAUCAACACUACGUCUACAUCUAUAUAUAUCAUCUUGAAUGCAACGACAAUCGACUGUAUUUUUUUGUUCCCAUCAAUCCUAAACAAAUUGUGGGAGCCAUCACAAGAACGAAUGUACACAACACCUCACUUGGUCCUGCCCUCUAUGAAUGUAGUUCACUGUUGGUCCUAAACAUUGCUGUGUGAGAGCUGAAGAUGAUGUUGGUUCA